Mycosarcoma maydis (corn smut) is the source of this 1797-nucleotide messenger RNA. RefSeq lists its product as uncharacterized. The record is from RefSeq and is a predicted model, not a curated record. Lineage: Eukaryota; Fungi; Basidiomycota; Ustilaginomycetes; Ustilaginales. The transcript is spliced from 2 exons. The coding region runs from base 1 to 1797 and encodes 598 amino acids. Gene Ontology annotation, biological process: regulation of DNA-templated transcription.
AUGGACCGGAACACCACUCUGUGGUCAGGAGGCAGUGGAUUGGGCGCCGUCUUUGCCAAUCUGCCAGCUCGUUCGAAUACAGUACCGCCAAAAAACGUCUCCAGCUUGAAUCCAUUCGAAAAAGCAGAUCUUGAAGUAACCGCAAACCUCGACUGCAGCUCGGACCCGGAACUGCUGCAAACUCCUGGAUGGAUCGAAUCUCAAGACUUUCAUGUAGCACCUGGGGUCGUGCCGACUGGCGAAACAGACCUGUUCACGGCUCGGGAUAAAGACCGUGGACACGUCCUCGACGUUGGACAUAUGCAAGGCGAUGUACAGCAAGCUUUCUCUGGCGAGGCCUUCCAUUCAGAGAUAUGUCAUGCUGGCAAUACACAUAUGCCUGUUGCCAACCUGUCUUCGCAAAAUGAGGAACUCGACUGUAAUGCUGAUGACGAUCAACUGCAAAGCCUGCAAGGGUUUGGCUUUGGCUCAGCAGCGACCCUAGCACCACCUUUUGGCAACAGUCUCGUCCAUCAACCCUCGUUCGGGGCAAUGGCAACGCAUGCUGUGCCAACCUUGAUCCGAAUGGCCAGAGAGGCACGACUCGCCCUUGCAUCGCCAGGAGAGACGUUCUACUCUCUCUCCGAGCUGUACACUCUGGAGCAUCACUUUUUAGAACCAUGCCCAGCCCAGUCCGCCUCCAGCUUGGACACGCAGCAAGCAAAGCAUGGAGCUAUUGCAGCAAGAGUCCGAGACUUGAAUCUUUGCACGUCCCCGGCUUUGGAGUCUUGCCGAUCAUGCUUCGGUCGGGACUCUGUGAGCCUGGAAGAUUCGAAGACGACGACACCUGGCGAAGAAUGGCUGCAACCAUAUCUGUCAAACCUAGACAAAGCGAUGAACACGAUGCAGCCGGGAUAUGACAAUGCAACGCUGCAGUUAGGGCAUCCUGAUUACCAGACUGCAACGAGCUGUUUGACCCAGAACCCAAUGUGGGGGCUUUCUUCAAACUAUGCAGGGCCGAGCUUCGACAACACUUCGAGAAAUUCCAUCAUGCUUGGGAACAAUGGAUCUGAUGGACUUUUGACGAGUGAAAACUCAAGCUCGCUGUCUUUCAGCAGAUCGCUACCAGAACUCAGCACAAUGCUGCGCGAGACGUGGUCGAGUCAAGCCGACCUUGAAUCUCUUGAGGCUGACGGGCGGAACGAGCCUGUGAGCAGGCCGGAGGAAGCAGAGGAGCUCGAAGCUAGAACCUGCGUCAAUCGGCAUGGAGCAGCGGCAGAGCUAAAUCGUGGUCAUUAUAACAGUGUCGAUCUACCCUUUCGACGAGGAGGAUCGCCUUUACAAGGAGAGGCCUUUACUAGGCCAGGUACAAGCAGCGUGAAUGUGAGCGCAAACUUGCUCGGGGGCCGAAUGGAGGAGGGCUGUAUUGGGUCGAGGAAGCGCAUCUGGUAUCGAGCACCGAACGGACAAUUUGUUUCUGCUACGCAAGCUCUUUCUGGACAGUUUGUAUCGGACGGGGACGGAAACAGCUACGGGCAAGGUAGCUCAACGGGUAGUGAGGGCAUCCGACGCAUUCGUCGACGUCGAAAGUCGGAGGAGGUGGAACGCAAGUAUCGAUGCGAUUACGACGGUUGCGAAAAGGCCUAUGGUACACUCAACCUCGGCACACUUACACUUCCUGACGCCCUACUGUGUGCUUUUGCCUCGCGAUCGUGUCUGCAACCUUGUCCUGACUUCCAAUUGAGCAACACAAUAGAUUUGAACACACAUCGCGCUACCAACGAGCACGGCCCUCGACUCAACGCCCUAGGUGAGUAG